AACUUUAAUUGUCUCGAUACAGUCGAAUACUAUACAGAAAUAUCGCAUUAUGGAAGGGAUUUUCACUGACCGAGAUCUCAUGAAUUUGUUUCAAAUAUCAAGAAAGGAAAAGGAAAUAACAAAAAUAUCUAAUUUUCCUGAUAAUUUUAUCCACCGAUGUCGAAUUAAAGACUCAAAAAGUUCAAUUAGGAUUUCAUGACCGUGAACCAUAAUUUAAUAUAAAUAAUUGUUUUUUUCAAUCAUAUAUUCUGCUAUCACUUAUGAAAUAUAGUAUCAAAGAAAAAAAAGAAAAUAUUCUCAGAUAAGUUUUACUGUACAGAUAACCCAAUGUUGAUUAAGCCAUUCUACAUUAGAUGAUACAUGUGACUGCAAUCUCAGUCACUGUUUAGAUAUCAUGAAGUGGUAAUCACUUUCAUCAGCUGGAGUCUAGAGAUAAGAGACAAAAUGGGUUCCUACUCUGUGGCAUUAUUUAGUGUGGGAAGAAAAAUACCAUUUGUAAUGGGUAUUAAGCAUAGGAACUUUUGGAGUAGUCGAGCAUUGUUCCAUACCACAAAGAAAAGAAAAGAAAACUUCCCAAACAUCAAUCUGACAGGCUCAUAUCUUCGUACAAGAGGAGUUAACAAUCCAACACCAUCCCAUCGUAUCAUUCGAUGUCCAUAUCCUGACAUCACUUUUCCAGAUAUUCCAUUGCAUGAGUUCAUUUGGGAAGGAUUGCCCAAAUGGCAAAACAAAACAGCAUUG
Gryllus bimaculatus (two-spotted cricket) is the source of this 741-nucleotide messenger RNA. The record is from the annotation of a GenBank genome assembly. Lineage: Eukaryota; Metazoa; Arthropoda; Insecta; Orthoptera; Gryllidae.